AUGACUGCGCUAACUCCCAGAUGUAUCAUCGUGAGACAUGGUCAGACUGAAUGGUCGAAGUCGGGCCAGUAUACCGGAUUGACAGACCUACCCUUAACGCCUUACGGUGAAGGGCAGAUGCUGAGGACCGGUGAGAGUGUUUUCCGCAACAACCAGUUCUUGAACCCGGAUAACAUCACGUACAUCUUCACCUCUCCACGUUUGCGUGCUAGGCAAACUGUGGACUUGGUUUUGAAGCCAUUGAGCGACGAGCAAAGGGCCAAGAUCCGCGUGGUAGUGGACGACGACUUGAGAGAGUGGGAGUACGGUGACUACGAAGGAAUGUUGACCCAUGAAAUCAUCGAAUUGAGAAAGACGCGCGGUUUAGACCAGGAGAGACCAUGGAAUAUCUGGAGAGACGGGUGUGAGAACGGUGAGACUAGUCAGCAUAUUGGGUUGAGAUUGUCCCGUGCCAUUGCAAGAGUCCAGAACCUGCACCGCAAGCAUCAGAGUGAGGGCAGGGCUUCCGACAUCAUGGUCUUUGCGCAUGGCCAUGCGUUGCGUUAUUUUGCUGCUAUCUGGUUUGGACUAGGUGUGCAAAAAAAGUGUGAGACUAUUGAAGAGAUUCAAAACGUCAAAUCCUACGAUGAUGACACGGUUCCAUACGUGAAGUUGGAAUCUUACAGACAUUUGAUAGACAAUCCAUGUUUCUUACUGGAUGCCGGUGGAAUUGGUGUGUUGUCCUACGCACACCACAACAUCGAAGAGCCCGCAUUGGCACUGGCAGGGCCAUUUGUCUCUCCACCAGAGGAAGAAUCCCAACAUGGCGAUGUGUAA
This is a messenger RNA of Saccharomyces kudriavzevii IFO 1802, 816 nucleotides long. It is a transcript of the gene SHB17, whose product is annotated as sedoheptulose-bisphosphatase. Lineage: Eukaryota; Fungi; Ascomycota; Saccharomycetes; Saccharomycetales; Saccharomycetaceae. Gene Ontology annotation, biological process: ribose phosphate biosynthetic process. The coding region runs from base 1 to 816 and encodes 271 amino acids. The transcript has a single exon. Gene Ontology annotation, molecular function: sedoheptulose-bisphosphatase activity. The record is from RefSeq and is a predicted model, not a curated record.